GAGAGACAGAUACCUUAGCCUGUAGGAAUAAAAUGGUCAGACAAAAUAGUUUUCCUUUUAUAAGAAUAGAUGACAAAAUAUGUGUGUUUGGAUAUAUUCACGCUAAUUUCUCUUUAUUUUUUUUGCAUAUACUAUAUUGUGUUGUAUCUUGAAGUUAUAUAUUGGUCUCUAGGUGGGGUUUGUAGCCGUAAAGUCCCUAAGAAAGAAACAAUUAUUCACAAAACUAAGUGCUUGAUCCUUUCUUUCUAAGAAGAAAUGAAUUCUAACCGAUUUAAGUAUAUCGUCUGAAGGAUACAAAGAAGCAUAUAUAAAUAGAAUAUAAAGAAUAUCUUGCAGAUGAUGCAGCGUCUGUUGAAUAUAGAACCUUAUGGCUUAUCCUUUGGCAUGUAUGGAAUCUGAAACUGAAUUAUUUAUAUGAUAAAAUGAUGAAAUGGAAACUUAUGGCUUAUCCUUUGGCAUGUUUAGGAAGCCAUCAUCUAAGCAGGACAGAGACAACACAGACACUUGUGCCAGAGAGGGAACAGAAUCUUCCAAGUCUUCAAAGGGUAAUCUCAGACAAAACCGUUGACUUUGUUCCUUCUAAUUGUUUAUGCUAACCCCCAAGAAUUGUUUUUAUUCAAGGAUUACCAUAAAUCACUAUAUUAAGACAUAAUGUUCACCUCACCUUUCUUAUCAAAGAUACAAGUUAGCAAAACACAGGCAUAUUCAUUUUCUCCUCACUAGCCUUAUUUUUCCGAUAGUCAUAUUUAAGGAUAACCAUGGCUAUCCAUAAGAUCCUUUUCGCUUCACUUCUAAUCUGCUUACUGAUCCAAUCCAGUCAUGCUGCUACCAAAGAAAGGCUCUUCUCUGACCUGGAGAAAAGCGCACUUGAGGUCACCGCUACACCCAGCCGUGUUGGAGAAGGUGUUGUUUUGGCUGCAGGAGUUGAUAAGUUGAGCAUUACAUGGAAGGUAAGCUCGACUGCUACAAAGGAGCCUGAAUUUAAGGCCAUUAAAGUAAAGCUGUGCUACGCUCCGGCCAGCCAAGUUGACCGACCAUGGCGUAAGACAGAAAAUGAGCUCUUCAAGGACAAGAGCUGCCCACACAAGAUCUCUUCAUGGUCCUAUGAUCCCGCUAUGAAAGCCGGUCAAUCAUUCGACUAUACCCUCGAGCGCGACAUCCCUACAGGGACCUACUUUGUUCGUGCAUACGCUGUUGAUACCAAGGACCAUGAAGUUGCUUUUGGACAGAGCACAAACGAGGACAAGACAACCAAUCUUUUCAGCGUUCAGGCUAUCAGUGGCCGCCACAAGUCCUUAGAUAUUGCCUCUGUCUGCUUCAGCGUCUUUUCCGUCGUGGCUCUACUCGUCUUCUUUGUUAACGAAAAGAGGAAGGCUAAGAUAGAGCAAAGCGAAUAAGGCGUUAACUUUGGGUGAUUGCCACAUUGCACAAAAUGGCGUUCACUUUGAAUUUACAACUUUUAUUAAUUGUUUUUUUUGUUGGUUUCUUCCUCUGUACUUUUACUUGCGUGUCUGUAUCGUUAUAUUAAACCACUAGGUUAAGACCCGCGCCUUGCACGGGAUAAAUGUUAUAUAUA
Molecule: messenger RNA, 1576 nt
Organism: Brassica rapa (field mustard)
Lineage: Eukaryota; Viridiplantae; Streptophyta; Magnoliopsida; Brassicales; Brassicaceae
Product: high-affinity nitrate transporter 3.1
Biological process (GO): nitrate transmembrane transport; response to nitrate
Cellular component (GO): plasma membrane
Molecular function (GO): nitrate transmembrane transporter activity
Source: RefSeq, a predicted model, not a curated record